This is a messenger RNA of Linum tenue, 1259 nucleotides long. The record is from the annotation of a GenBank genome assembly. NCBI's taxonomy places the organism in Eukaryota, Viridiplantae, Streptophyta, Magnoliopsida, Malpighiales, Linaceae.
CACCCACUAAACUUUGCUUACAAAACCAUCAUUUUAGAAGAAGAGCACCCAAAACUUAAAUAAACCCCCAUUUUUUUUUCAUACUCUACCUAAGUUUUCAUUCUUCGUCCACCUCGAUCAUCAUCUCGUCAAAAUGGACGACGCCAGCAAUUAUUGGGUCGGCAGCUCGCCGUCGGAGUCCCAGAACUACUUGUUCCGCCUUCUCGCCGAGACCAACGGCGUCGGAGGAGAAGGGUUCCAACAACAGGAAUACGGGUUUGGUCAGCAGAGCUUCAUGUGUAGCAGCAAUAACUCGUCUUCUUGUAACAACUACUUCUCGUACGAUGAUUACCACCACCAAAUAUCUGCCGCCGCCGGCGGGGGCUCGUCCGUGAUCACGGCGGGGGAGGAUUCGACGACGACGGCGACGCCGCAGGAUCGAGCGUACGCGGCUCUGCAGAAUCACAAGGAGGCGGAGAAGCGGCGGAGGGAGAGGAUCAAUUCCCACCUCCACAAGCUCCGUGCUCUCCUACCUUGCAAUUCCAAGACGGACAAAGCGUCGCUGCUGGCGAAGGUAGUGGAGAGGCUGAAAGAGCUGAAGCAGCAGACCUCCGAGAUCGCCGGCCUGGAAACUUUCCCGUCGGAGUCGGACGAAAUCACCGUCCUUUCCGCCGCCGGCCACCACGACGGCUACGGCCGCGGCGGCGGGGGGCAGAUGGUGUUCCAGGCGUCGGUGUGCUGCGAGGACAGGACGGACCUUUUACCGGAGCUGAUUGAGAUAUUCAAGUCGCUCCACCUGAAGACGGUUCGGGCCGAGAUGGUGACGCUUGGCGGGAGGACGCGCAACGUGCUGAUGGUUGCGCCGGCGGACGGCGAGGGAGGCGGCGGAGGCGGAUGCAGCGUGGAGUCCAUUCAUUUCCUGAAGAAUGCGCUCAAGUCGUUGCUAGACCGGUCCAGUAACGGUGGGCCUGGCGACCGGUCCAAGAGGAGACGGGUCGCGAGGAAUGAAUUUUAGUCCAGCUGAAGUCAUGGGCUUUAUCCAAAGCUGUUCUGCCUAUGAGUCGGCCCAUGAAAGUUCAUCUUCAUGGUUGUUACAGAAGCUUUCCUUUUACUUCUCAUAAGUUUGUUUUGUGUGGCUAAUUAGUGGUUAAUCAGGAAGUUGGGAGUAAUGAUAAAUAUAUUUAUAUAUAUGCAUGUGGCUGAGGAACAAUUUUAGUGAAGAUAUAUAUGUUUAACAAAUUAAAUGAGUCCCCCGCAUGAGAUAUUUUGUUAUUUUUCAA